AUGGGAAGCCUUCCAAACCAAAAGCCAGAAAAUGGAUUCACAGGCACCACCAUUAAACCUUUAGAUCCUGAGGAAUUCAGAAGGCAAGGCCAUAUGGUCGUAGACUUCCUUGCUGAUUACUACAAAAACGUGGACAAGUAUCCGGUUCGGAGCCAAGUCGAGCCGGGCUAUCUUAGGAAGAGGUUGCCGGAAUCUGCACCGCAUGAACCGGAAGCCAUUGAAGAAAUUUUAAAAGAUGUGCAGAACGAUAUUGUUCCAGGGAUAACGCAUUGGCAGAGUCCAAACUAUUAUGCUUAUUUUCCUUCCAGUGGAAGCAUUGCUGGAUUUCUUGGUGAAAUGCUUAGUACUGGGUUUAAUGUUGUGGGAUUUAACUGGAUGUCAUCGCCCGCUGCAACUGAGUUAGAAAGUAUAGUCAUGGAUUGGCUUGGGAAAAUGCUAAAGCUUCCCAGUUCAUUUCUCUUCUCUGGAGGUGGCGGGGGUGUGCUCCAGGGGACUACCUGUGAAGCUAUUUUGUGCACACUCGUGGCUGCGAGAGAUCAGAUGCUGAACAAGAUUGGCAGAGAUAACAUUGGCAAACUUAUAGUGUACGGAUCUGAUCAAACCCACUCUGCAUUACAGAAGGCAGCUCAAAUUGCCGGUAUCGAGCCAAAUAACUUCCGAGCCGUGCAAACGACAAAGGCUACUGCUUUUGGGCUAACCCCAGAGGCACUCCGAGCAACAAUUGAAUCAGACGUGGAAGCAGGGCUCGUUCCGCUCUUUCUCUGCCCCACCAUUGGAACUACAUCGUCAACUGCUGUUGAUCCACUCGGGCCAUUAUGUGAAGUUGCAAAGGAGUACGGGAUGUGGGUCCAUGUUGACGCUGCUUAUGCCGGAAGUGCCUGCAUAUGCCCGGAGUAUCGCCAUUUUCUGGAUGGUGUUGAAAAUGCAGACUCUUUCAGUUUCAAUGCACACAAAUGGUUCUUGACAACCCUGGAUUGUUGCUGUCUCUGGGUGAAGAACCCCAGCGCCCUCGUUAAAGCCCUUUCAACAUACCCCGAGUACCUGAGGAACAAAGCCACUGAUUCAAACCAGGUUGUGGACUACAAAGACUGGCAAAUAACGCUGAGCAGACGAUUCAGAUCAUUGAAACUAUGGCUGGUUCUCCGGAGCUACGGCGUGGCCAACCUCAGAAAAUUCUUGAGGAGUCACGUCCAAAUGGCCAAGAAUUUCGAGGGCUUGAUCGGCAUGGACAAGAGGUUCGAAGUUGUAGUCCCCAGAAAUUUUGCAACAGUCUGCUUCAGAAUUUCACCUAUUGAAAUUGGAAAGAAUCACAAUGUCUCCAAGGAAGAUGCAACAAAUGAAUUCAACUGCAAAUUACUAGAAUCCAUCAAUGAGACGGGUAAGAUCUACAUGACUCAUGCUGUGAUCGGAGGUGUUUAUGUGAUCCGUUUCUGUGUUGGGACAACCCUUACAGAAAACAGGCAUGUCAAUUUGGCCUGGAAGACAAUUCAGGAACAUGCAAGUGCACUUCUUAGCAUGUCCUGA
This is a messenger RNA of Fraxinus pennsylvanica, 1524 nucleotides long. NCBI's taxonomy places the organism in Eukaryota, Viridiplantae, Streptophyta, Magnoliopsida, Lamiales, Oleaceae. The record is from the annotation of a GenBank genome assembly.